AUGUCCGUCACCAAUCAACUCCCUCAAACGACCUAUACGCUCAACAUAACGUCCAGAGGUCAGCUCAACGCUAUGUCCUUCGAGGAGUUGUCCAAAUACAGAAAGGAGCUCGACGAAGACCUCUCCUUUCUAUUCAGCUACCUUAAAAACACCCUCCACGCAGAUAUGGAUACGCCGUUGCUCUCCGGCGACGGGUUCCCCCGGUCCGACAUAGACAUCGUGCAAGUCCGUUUGUGUCGGGUGAAGAUCAUUAAGUUGCAGAACGACUACAAGUGGAUCUCGGAAACUCUGCUCGACAAAAUGCAACAGCAGUUGGCAAAAAAUGACUAG
This is a messenger RNA of Pichia membranifaciens NRRL Y-2026, 330 nucleotides long. RefSeq lists its product as hypothetical. The record is from RefSeq and is a predicted model, not a curated record. Gene Ontology annotation, cellular component: cytoplasm; nucleus. The coding region runs from base 1 to 330 and encodes 109 amino acids. Lineage: Eukaryota; Fungi; Ascomycota; Pichiomycetes; Pichiales; Pichiaceae. The transcript has a single exon. Gene Ontology annotation, biological process: proteasome regulatory particle assembly.